Molecule: messenger RNA, 1398 nt
Organism: Prunus armeniaca (apricot)
Lineage: Eukaryota; Viridiplantae; Streptophyta; Magnoliopsida; Rosales; Rosaceae
Source: the annotation of a GenBank genome assembly
AUGAGUCGCCAUGAUAUGAUCUCUGUACCUCAAAGUGAGACUACCAAAGGAGUGACACAAUCAUAUUGUACUCCCAAAUCCCAGAUGCAUGAUUUUUUGGGUAGUGAAUCAGAAGGCAGGAGUUUAGCGGCCAGUGAAUGCUCAUCUGCACGCCUGUCACCUUUCAUACGGGCAGAAUCUCUUGGUUCUCCUACAAAUAUUCAAGGAUCUAGUGUUCAACAUUCCCAGAACACAUUUUCGCGGUCUUCUGUUUUCUGUACCAGUUUGUAUCAGUCAUCUUCAUCGAGUUCUGAAACCUCUCGGCAGCUUGGAAAUUUGCCAUUUCUUCCACAUCCUCCAACAUAUAGCCAGUCCAUUUCUGCUGUUGUUUCGAAAUCGCCAUUUCUCUUAAGUGACGAUAUGAGCAAUCAAUAUGAUGACGAAGAAUCAGAGGAUCUCAUGAAAGACUUUCUUAAUUUGCAUGGAGAUGGCUCUCAUGGUAGCUUUCAUGGUAUUAGUUGUGGAAGUGACACUCUAGCACUUACAGAGCAAUUAGAGUUACAGUUUUUGUCAGAUCAACUUGACAUAGCUAUCACGGACAAUGGAGAAAAUCCUGGGCUUGACGAAAUAUAUGAAAUUCCUCAAGCCUCACUAAAACCGGCCAUAGGAUUGACAUGUAGUAAGAGUUGUCGCUUGACAACACCACCUGUUGAUGCUCUUUCAAGUCACCCCUCUCCUGGACCUUCGCCUGCACAUAGACCACGAAUGCGAUGGACACCUGAGCUCCAUGAGCGUUUUGUAGAGGCUGUUAACAAGCUUGAUGGUGCUGAAAAGGCUACUCCAAAAGGUGUAUUAAAGGCCAUGAAUGUUGAGGGCUUAACCAUUUAUCAUGUGAAAAGCCACUUACAGAAAUACCGACUUGCCAAGUAUAUGCCAGAGAAAAGAGAAGAUAAGAAGGCCUCUAGUUCUGAAGAAAAGAAAGCAGCUUCAAGCAGCAGCGAAAGUGAUGGACGAAGAAAAGGGAGCAUUCAAAUCACUGAGGCUCUGCGCAUGCAAAUGGAAGUUCAGAAGCAACUGCAUGAGCAGCUUGAGGUUCAAAGGGCCCUUCAGCUACGCAUAGAAGAUCAUGCAAAGUACUUGCAGAAGAUCUUGGAGGAGCAACAGAAAGCUGGCAGCGCCUUACUUUCUCCACAAGCCUUGUCAUCGCUGACGACUAAUUCCAUCCAAGAGCCUGAACAACAACCUUCAUCAUCAGCUGGUGUAUUGCCGACGCAACCUGCUGAGUCUGACUCAUCAUCACCUCUAUCAUUGAAGCAUAAAGCUACUGAUAGCAGUGAAUCUGAGCCACCAGCAUGCACCAAAAAGCAACGUCUUGAAGAGAAACCAGAUGAGGGUGUAGUUGAAAAUCCUCAGCAAUAA